GAUACAACUAGUGAGGAUAGAGAGUGAGUUUGAGUAUUUUGAUAGCAUAUCCUCACUCAAUGGUUGACCACAGGCUGUUGCAGAUGCACCAUGGUUCUUCACGCUUUUCUUCUUCUCAUUGGUAUCUCUUUGGCUGGUGGGAUGGAGAGUGGUAUUAUUGGUGGAAAAGAGGCUAAACCUCAUUCCAGACCAUACAUGGCAUCUAUUCAGAUUAAAAAAUACAACAAACAUCACACAUGUGGAGGGAUGCUGAUCAGAGAGGAUUAUGUACUGACAGCGGCCCACUGUUUCAAUCGCAGUGACUACUCUGGUCGGGACCACUUGGAGGUUGUUCUGGGAGCUCACAACAUCAAGAAGGAUGAGAAGAGCCAGCAGAGAAUCCCAGUUAUAAAAUACAUCCGACAUCCUAAAUUUCAACGUAAUAAUGAGAAGGACUACAGCUAUGAUAUCAUGUUACUAAAGCUGAAGAACAAAGCCAAGCUGAAUAAAUUUGUGAAAGUUAUGCAUCUUCCUAAGAAAAAUGGGAAAAUACCAGCUAAUGUUAAAUGCUCCAUUGCUGGUUGGGGGUCAAUAAACCCAAAAGCAGUAGUGGGGUCAAAUGUGCUGCGGGAAGUCACUCUUAAACUGCAGUUCAGCUUUGAUUGUAAAAACAAGUGGCAGCACUACUUCAACUCAGAGACAAUGAUCUGUAGUGUUUCAGAUGGGAAACAUGCUUUUUGUAAGGUAUUAUAUUAUAUUAAUUAUAUUAUAUUAAUUAUAUUAUAUUAUAUUAUAUUAUAUUAUAUUAUAUUAUAUUAUAUUUUUCUCUGUCCUUCUUUGAUAAUCCUAGACUAA
Messenger RNA from Ctenopharyngodon idella (grass carp), 834 nucleotides. Its product is annotated as granzyme B. Lineage: Eukaryota; Metazoa; Chordata; Actinopteri; Cypriniformes; Xenocyprididae. The transcript has 5 exons. The coding region runs from base 91 to 834 and encodes 247 amino acids. Gene Ontology annotation, molecular function: serine-type endopeptidase activity. Gene Ontology annotation, biological process: proteolysis. The record is from RefSeq and is a predicted model, not a curated record.